UAUUUCCAUAGAUUCCAAUUCUCUUAAAACCAGAGGCAAUAAAUUUGCUUUUGCAUUUAUGAGAAAUGCUGUUGGACGGUCCGAAAUAUCACUUUAUAUUACGACGAAACAAGAUGUGUCUGCUUUAACUAUUGAAACGAGGCUUCCUGGCUUGGUUGGAUUCAACGAGGUAUCACCUGACAGUAGAUUGUUCUCUCGUACUGGCACAGCACAGAGGGGGGGUAUUUCACAGUCAUUCAAUUGCAAGCUGGUGGAGUGAGUAACGGACGGCCAGACUUAUCAGUACAGAGUGACGGCGAUAAUGAUGGAUCUACAAAUGAUAGACAAAAAGGACUGAUUUUAACCCAAAUGAUGAGCUCCUCGUAUAUGCUCUCAGCAGUAAUAAUGACAUGGCCUCCUCAGCUGAUGCCUUCAUGGCUAUUAACUGUGUCGAGUUUCCAACAGCGAAAGAUUACCAAUAUUUCAUAUUCUCGUCAGAUGCAAAUGGUGGAGGAACUUUUGAGAGUCAGUUUCUCAUCACACCAUGUCAGGAUGACACACGUAUUCAAAUGAUAACAUCACAAAGACAGCUUCAUCCCUCCUGGGUGAGACCAAACCCUGCUAUCACUAACACUCGGGUAGAAUCGACAUACAGAGUGCACUUCAAUCGCUUCGACACUCUGAUGCUUAGUAAUGUGAAUGAUUUAACCAGCUCUAUCAUUACAUCUGACAAACCUUUGUCUGUUUUCAGUGGCCAUCAAUGUGGAAAACCUACCAACGAUGGAACUUGCGAUUAUCUGGUAGAACAAAUUCCACCACCACGGUGAUAUGUUUUUUCUUGCACCAUUUGAUCUUCGACAAAGUGGUGAAGUAUAUAGAAUUGGUACUGUCAGCGAUGAAGCCUCUAUACAAGUGAACUGUCUAUGUGAGCCAGUCUCUGCUAGUAGUAAUGGUCGAAGAGUCCUCCUAUCAGGCUUUGGUCGGUCUAUGACCGCUGUUAUAAAUCGAGGCCAAUAUGUGGAGUGCAGAACACCACAUAACAGUCGUACAUUUUGCAGCGUCCAGUCAACACGUCCGAUUACAGUGAUGAGCUACACCCUUGGAAGUUCAGUCGAUAAUUUGAACUUCACUAAUCUAAUCAUCAGUCCCUCGAUGGUGUACAUACCACCUGUCGAUUCCUAUCUAACUCGGUACAGUCUCACAAGUCUGUCAGAUCCUUCUUCUGUGUCCUUAAGCUAUACUCUCCGGGAAAGUGAUUACGAACCAAACACUCAAGGAUUACUAGUCAAUGGAGAUGCAUACACACCAACUGAUGGUUUCACUACCAUCGAUUGUAGUGUGGACUGUAUUGCAUCAAUGGUGUGUGGGCGGGGAGCUACUGGAGUCUUCGGAGUAGAUGAAUUUGAUAUACAUUUUUCUAGUGAUGUACCGUUCUGGGGAUAUGCAUACGGUUUUGCUAAGGAAAUUUCAUUUGCUUACCCUCUUCCAUUUGCGAUGAAACCAAUAGGACUGGCUUGGAUUGAAGCUCAAGACAUGAAUGUUUUGGAAACAGUGGGUCAAGUGGAUAUGGAGUUCUUGAUAACAAGGGGGGACCGUUCAACAGUAACAAGAGCUUUUGCUGUUACUAGAAAUUUGUCUGCAACAGAAGGAGAGGACUGUACUUUAACUGGUGUACGCCCAGGAUCAGGCAAUAGUAACAUGAGAUGGAGACGCCGUAAUUCAGCUCCCGUUAAUCGAUUUAUCGUGCCCAUAAUUGAUGAUGACAUUCCGGAACCAAUUGAAAAAUUGGAAAUAUUUGUUGAAUGUGAUGCUAGUGAAAACUGUUAUUUACCACGACAAAGUUACACCAUCACCAUUAUAGACGAUCAAGGUCAGUGUGAUCAUCUUCCCCCGUUGUCCAAUGGAAACAUCUCCUAUAGUUUUAAUGGUUACCCUCUGAGGCCGUAUGGUACUGUUGCCACUCACACCUGUAAUCAAGGAUACACUCUCUCUGGAGAUGAAAACAGGACAUGUAACAACAGUGAAUGGUUGGGUACAAUGCCGACAUGUAAAGCCUUUUGCCGUGACCUGCCUCCAAUUGACAACGGUGUCUUGGAAUACGAUAUGAUGGAAAGUCUGUUUAAUGCCACUAGACCGAAUGGAACUGUUGCAAUGUACACUUGUGACGAUGGAUUGAGGCUGGAUGGAAAUGCCACUAGCUAUAGGAUAUGUGACACUGGAAAUUGGACAGCCACAGAACCUGUGUGCAUAGAAAACCCAACAGUGUCCACGGCUCGGUCAAUCAGUCAGGGAGGUGACCCUGUGAUUAUCAGCGUCACCGCUGUCAUGGUUGUGGCUGCUCUUGCUAUAUUGGCGAUAGUUUGCUGUCUCUGUACGAAAAGGUCGGUACGAAACAAAGUAGAAAAGUUAAGAGUGUCUACUAUAAGAAUGAGGAAGUUGUCUGGCCCAGGAACUCUUAUAGAAUAUCAAACGCGGGAGAUUUUGAAGUAUGUUCCAGAAUCAAUGAGAAUUCCCAGCUCUAAUCUGAAAUUGCAAGAUGCAGUUGGUCAAGGAGCCUUUGGGAUUGUGUACAAAGGAUUACUAAUGGACUGGAACAACGUUGCCAUGAGGGGUGUGGCUUUGAAGACACUAAAAGGUCUGUUCACUCAGAAUGACGUACAGAGCAUGGUGAGUGAGAUCACCAAAAUGCAAGAAUUCCACCACCCUCACGUCAUGCCUCUGAUUGGGGUGUGUCUUGAUGCCGAACCCGGUGUUUCCAUGGUGAUGCCUUAUAUGACGAACAGGAGUCUACUAGACUAUUUGAAAAAAGAGAGCACAUACAGUCCUCUCCCUCUGCCAACUCUGGAAGAGGUCUAUCGGGUAUUACAGAUUCGAAGAAUUAGGACAACACCAUACCACCCCCAGACAGACAGCCUAGUCAAGCGAUUUAAUGGCACACUAAAGAGCAUGCUGAAGAAGUUCACUAACCGAAACGCAACAGACUGGGACGAAUAUUUGCCAUACCUCCUGUUUGCUUAUCGCGAGGCUCCUCAAGAAUCGACUGGGUUCUCACCCUUUGAGAUGCUGUAUGGCCACAGAGUCCGUGGGCCACUUGACAUUCUGUGCGAAGGAUGGACUGACGAAAAAGCUGAAGAAGUACCGGCGAUUACUCAUGUAGUUACAAUGAGAAACAGUCAGUGAGAUGCAUGGCUAAGCUAGCUCAAGACAACCUCAAGCAGGCACAAGGAAGACAGAAGAGAUACUACGACAGUGGAGCUAGACUCAGAAGUGUAGAACAAAGGUGACGAAGUCUUUGUCCUUCUACCAAUGCAAACCAACAAACUCAAGCUUGAAUGGAGAGGCCCAUACAAAGUCACUCGGAAAGUGACAGAUGUCGAUUAUGAGAUUCAAACGCCCGGAAGGAGACAGGAAACCAAAGUCUACCAUAUCAACAUGAUGAAGAAGUGGAACUUGACCCAAGUCCAGCCAAUUAUGCAACAGCACUUUCAGCAGAGUUAGAAAGCGAAGAUGAAACUGAAGGGUUACCCCCUACCAGUUGUGAUGUCGGUGAACGAAGUCGAUGUGGCGACUCGUACUCCUCCAUCUAAGGAAGGAGGAAUGUGAUGUACUUUGUGCUAUGGACUAUUGGUAACAUAAUUGGACAACUCUUUGGAUCAUUGGUUCCAGACUGUUCUUAUUUAUUCUAGAUUGUUCUCAAUAGACUUAGGGAUUUUCUAGUUGUUUCUUGUUCUUUUAUUUGUUCUAGAUCAUUCUAGAUUGGUAUAUAAGCAGGUGUGUUUUUGUUAUACAGUGUGUUGCAAUUAAAUGUUGAAGGUCAUUCUAUUGUGAUUACGUUCCGAAUACAAGGCAUACCGCUCGGCUUU
Molecule: messenger RNA, 3842 nt
Organism: Halichondria panicea
Lineage: Eukaryota; Metazoa; Porifera; Demospongiae; Suberitida; Halichondriidae
Exons: 11
Coding region: 808-3159 (783 amino acids)
Biological process (GO): DNA integration; protein phosphorylation
Molecular function (GO): protein kinase activity; nucleic acid binding; ATP binding
Source: RefSeq, a predicted model, not a curated record